Messenger RNA from Zygosaccharomyces rouxii, 1617 nucleotides. Its product is annotated as MFS transporter. NCBI's taxonomy places the organism in Eukaryota, Fungi, Ascomycota, Saccharomycetes, Saccharomycetales, Saccharomycetaceae. Gene Ontology annotation, molecular function: transmembrane transporter activity. Gene Ontology annotation, biological process: transmembrane transport. The coding region runs from base 1 to 1617 and encodes 538 amino acids. The transcript has a single exon. The record is from RefSeq and is a predicted model, not a curated record.
AUGUGUACAGACACUGACACUAAGGUUGUCUUUGAUAGCUCUCAGAAAGAUUCGAAUAGUCUGAAAACGUCGGAUCAGAAAUCUGACGGUUCACUAGCAGGUAAAGAUAAUGAAUCGGAGAUACCUUAUUCUAGAUUUAAAAGAAGAGAUAAACUGUUAUUAGUUGCACAAUGUGCAUCAACAGGUCUUUUCUCAUCAAUAGCAGCCUCCAUCUAUUUCCCAGUUUUAACAACUGUGGAAAGAAAAUUCCAUAUUACUGAAGAACAGGCAAAUAUUACGGUUGUAGUUUACUAUGUCUUUCAAGGACUUUCACCUUCAUUUAUGGGAAAUAUGGCAGAUACUCUAGGUAGAAGACCAGUUAUCUUGGUAUCUGUUCUAAUUUAUUUUGUCGCCUGUUUAGGGAUUGCAUCUUGCAAUACUUAUUCACAAUUAAUUGGUUUAAGAUGCUUGCAAGCCGCCGGAAUUUCACCUGUAAUCGCCAUUAAUAGUGGUAUGAUGACUGAUAUUACAACUAGGGCGGAAAGAGGCGGUUAUGUUGGUUACACUUCAGGCUGUCAGGUGCUUGGAAGUGCAUUUGGAGCCCUAAUCGGAGCUGGUCUAUCUUCCCGCUGGGGGUGGAGAUCUGUAUUUUGGUUUCUAUCAAUUGGAUCUGGUAUAUGUCUUGUAAUUUCGACUUUACUGUUACCAGAGACAAAGAGAACCAUUGUGGGCAAUGCUUCCAUUACACCUAGGUCAAUUCUCAACAGAUCACCGAUUCUGGCGAUUCCCGCCGUGAGACGAGAAUUACAUUUGGAUAAUCCAGAUCUACAAACGUUAGAACCAUCACCAAAGAUGAAUAUCUUGGCAUCUUACAAAAUUUUACUUACACCUGAAAUUGAUCUCUUGCUAUUCGUUGCAGGGUUACAAUUUGCAACAUGGACUACCCACCAGACGGCAUUAUCGUUAAAUUUGAGUAAAAAAUACAAUUUAUCAGUCGCAAAAAUUGGUCUUUGCUUCUUACCUUCAGGAAUAUCUACAUUACUGAGUGUUGUAUUCUCAGGUAGAUUUCUAAAUUGGAAUUACAAGAGAAGAUUAGCACUACAUAAUAAUUGGCUUCAAGAACAAAAGAAACAAUUAUUUGAGGAAAAUGACAAUGAUAUUGAUAGAGUUAACCACCUUUUAGCGACUGAUCCUCGUUACCAUUUCAAUAUCUUUCGCGCCAGAUUACAACUGGCAUUCUUUACUUUAGUCUUAUCGAGUGGUGGAUUUGCAGCUUUUGGUUGGUGUAUCCAAGUAAAGGCGCCACUAGCGGCUGUUUUGGUUACUAGCGGUUUCGCCUCACUUUUUUCCAACUGUAUUUUAACCAUGUCUACAACAUUAGUCGUAGAUCUCUUCCCUUCAAAGGCUUCGACUGCAGCAGGCUUGGUUAAUCUGUUCAGAUGCAUGCUCUCAGUAGUUUUCAUUGCUUCCCUUCAUAAGAUGUCUUCAAAAAUGAAUUACGGUGGUGUCUUUACUUUUCUAGCAGCAUUGACUGCAUCUUCAUCCGUUCUGCUGUUAAUACCAGUGUCGAACGGUAAGACUCUUUCUUAUAGACGUCGUGAAGAAGAGAGGAGAUUAUUAGAAGAUGUCGAGAAUUGA